AUGUUUGCCGGCCUCAAAUCCGUGAACUACGAAGCGCGUCUCGCGAUGCUUGAUCUCUUUCCUCUGGAGUACUGUCGCCUCCCAGGGGACCUAAUUCUUACUUGCGCCCUGUUUGAACAAAGCUUGGCAAACAGGUCGCGGGGGCUUAAGGCGCGGUGCGUGAACUUUUGCCUCGGCGUUACGGUCCUUCGUUGUACUCAGCUUCCUGCCUCUGCAUCAGCCCAAGGAUUAAUGCAAGAGUACAAACUGGUUGUUCUCGGUAGCGGUGGCGUUGGGAAGAGUGCCUUAACGGUUCAAUUCGUUCAAGGAAUAUUCGUAGAGAAAUAUGAUCCCACUAUUGAGGAUAGUUACAGAAAACAAAUGGAAAUUGGCGGCAAGCAGUGUAUGUUGGAAAUCCUGGAUACUGCUGGAACGGAACAAUUCACUGCAAUGCGAGACUUGUAUAUGAAGAACGGACAAGGUUUCGUUCUCUGCUAUUCAAUCACGUCCCAAUCGUCUUUCAACGAUUUGGAGGAACUGCACCAGCAAAUUAGACGGGUAAAAGAUGUGGACCAGAUCCCAAUGAUUCUUGUUGGGAACAAGUGCGAUCUGGACACUGAGCGUGUGGUAGGCAAGGAACAGGGUCAACGGUUGGCACGGGAAUGGGGCUGUGAAUUUAUUGAAACCAGUGCGAAAACAAGACUCUUUGUGGACGAGGUCUUCAUCAAUCUGGUUGGUCAGAUUAACGGCUUGAUGCCCGCGACUAAGCAGAAAAGGAAAAAGCAAUGUCGAAUACUUUGAACAGACAGUGUCGGAUGGGUCUAAGGCUUACUGUUCGCUAUCACAUCUGCCGUCUCUUGUUGUUCCUCUGGUCGCAUACACCCAGACAAAAACUGCGCUGUGACUGCAGCACCAUGCAUUUGUUCUCUUACACUGCCGCGGGAUUCAUUCCUCCUGCUCCUAGUUUCAUUCCGCCUCAAAUGGAUGAUGAACAUACUGUGAGCUCGGCUGAUGUUCUUGUCAGUAUGGCAUGUAUGCGCUCUGUCUCGCGUUUUUGGCCCGGCGGCGUUCCCCGUCGCUCUUGUUGCUACCACUUCCUGCUUCCUGUCACCUACUUGAUUAUCCUAACUGGUGCACAAUUCGUGCAAGGAACAAACAGAAAAGAAAUGACUCGAGCAUUUUUUCUGUCCAUGAUUUCACUUCCCGUUCACUGUCCGAUUCCGACCAUGUGAAUGCCAUUCCGUUUGCACUGUAUUUUUUCCGGACCGUCUUUUAAUUUUUCUCGCUUCUCCGUUCUAAUCUUCCGUUGCCGGUGUUUUUAUCCACCAUUUCUGUAUGAUACUGCUUUGCUUCUCUGUUUUUUUAAUGUUUUUGAAAGCGACUUUUCACAAUCAACAGGCUAGAUACUCUUGAAUUCCUCUGGUUAUAUAUAAUGUGCACUGUGCUCUUUCAUCGGUGUUGAUGCAACAAUGUAAGUGAGCAAUAUGUUUCGGCGUGUUGCUUUCGCGGCUUUGCUUGUUUGACCAGCUCUCUGACUUGUUUUCAAGAAAACGAUGGAGUUAUGCGAAUCUUUCCAUUUUGCAUACUACUACUACUCUAGCGAUUACUUACCAGUGAAGAUUUCCUCGCUCCAGUGUCUUGUCUUUUUUCCACUGAGUUGCGUCCAAUUAUUAUGAGAG
This is a messenger RNA of Opisthorchis viverrini, 1658 nucleotides long. RefSeq lists its product as hypothetical. Gene Ontology annotation, biological process: Rap protein signal transduction. Gene Ontology annotation, molecular function: GDP binding; GTPase activity; GTP binding. The transcript is spliced from 4 exons. Gene Ontology annotation, cellular component: plasma membrane. The record is from RefSeq and is a predicted model, not a curated record. The coding region runs from base 1 to 780 and encodes 259 amino acids. NCBI's taxonomy places the organism in Eukaryota, Metazoa, Platyhelminthes, Trematoda, Opisthorchiida, Opisthorchiidae.